This is a messenger RNA of Tinamus guttatus (white-throated tinamou), 465 nucleotides long. The record is from RefSeq and is a predicted model, not a curated record. Lineage: Eukaryota; Metazoa; Chordata; Aves; Tinamiformes; Tinamidae.
AUGGACAAUGAAAGAGGACUGCAGAGUGUAGUAUACUCCUACUCGGGACACAACAAGGUUCAAGGGGCUAGUAAUUUGCUGCAGGCUAUUGAUGAGAGCUGUGCUCCUUAUGGCAAUUCCUAUCAGAGGAGGACACCUACUCGAAGACUUCCCAAGGUGCUUAUAGUUCCUACAAAGGAACAACCCAUCUUCAGCACCCGAGCUCAUGUCUUCCAGAUUGACCCAAACACUAAGAAGAACUGGGUUCCCACCAGCAAGCAUGCUGUUACUGUGUCCUACUUCUAUGACAGCACAAGAAAUGUCUACAGGAUAAUCAGUUUGGAUGGCUCAAAGGCAAUAAUAAAUAGCACUAUCACCCCCAAUAUGACAUUUACUAAAACAUCCCAGAAGUUUGGCCAGUGGGCAGACAGCAGAGCGAAUACAGUCUAUGGCUUGGGAUUUUCUUCUGAACAUCAUCUUUCAAAA